UAAUUAAAAUUUGACAAUAAGUAGUGGCCAAUUCUGCAAUUACAUUAUAAAUCAGGGUCAAAAGCAGGUGGUUAAACGUUUCCUGAACACUCUCUCUCUCUCUCUCCUGCUAUACCAACGCAGUCCUAUCUUCAUAACAAUCGAUGAGUCCUAUCUUCAUAACAAUCGAUAAAUUCAGAUAAUCUUCCUAUAAUUUUCCCCUGAAAAUCGGAGCUUUAUCACCUAUCUCCAUGAAUUUCACCUUCAAUUUUACCUUCUAGAUCCACAGAGCUUGUGUACCAUAUAGAGAGAUGGGUGGUAAUGGCAAGCUUCACAAGUGGAAAAUCUCUAUUUACAGAUCACCAUCACCAUCGUCUUCCAAGUCGAAGCACAAGCACAAGGAACCUCCCACAGAGUACGUCUGUCCCAUUUCUGGUUCCUUGAUGUUCGAUCCAGUCGUCGUCUCUUCAGGCCAAACCUUUGAGAGCAUGUGCGUACAAGUCUGCAGACACCUAGGUUUUGCUCCUCUACUUCCCGACGGCUCUAACCCCGAUUUCUCCACCGUCAUCCCCAAUUUGAAUCUCAAAUCGACGAUUCUCAACUGGUGUGACUCCUCCCGUACCGAACGCCCUCGGUUACCGGAUUACAGCUCCGUCGAGACCACGGUUCGUGCGUUAAUGGUUUCUGCGAGAGAGGACGACGAUGAUUCGAAAAUUAGGGUUUCCGAGAGGGAGUUGUUGAAGGGCGUCGCCGAGAAUCCACCUGUUUUGUUCUCGCACGCGGCGACUGAGUUGAAUCACCGAGCGAACCAUUUCUACUCGUCGAGUUCUGAGGAAUCGGUGAUCGCCAACGUUCAAUCGACUCCUCUGCUUCCAUUCACGACUCGGCCGAUGUGUUUCUCGCCAUCGUCGUCUACUUCGAAUUCAUCAGAGGUCGCUGCUGCUGAAACGCUAAACCCUAAUUCGAUCUCUGAGGACGAAGAGUUCGUUGUGAAGCUCAAGAGUCUGGACGUGUUUGAGCAAGAACAAGGUCUGAUAGCUCUGCGAAAGCUCACGAGGAUGAAGGAAGAAGCUAGGGUUUCGCUGUGUACGCCUCGAUUGCUCUCCGCCCUCCGACCAUUGCUGAUCUCGAGAUACGACGCCGUGCAGACCAACGCCACCGCCGCUCUCGUCAACCUCUCUCUCGAGAAAGCCAACAAGGUGAAGAUUGUACGUUCAGGAAUCGUCCUCCCGUUGAUCGACGUGUUGAAAGGCGGUUUCGCCGAGUCGCAGGAACACGCCGCCGGCGCGCUCUUCAGCUUGGCUGUGGAAGACGACAACAGGACAGCCAUCGGCGUGCUCGGCGCGCUGCAGCCGCUUCUGCACUCGCUGAGGUCAGAGAGCGAGCGGAGACGCCACGACUCGGCGCUGGCUCUGUACCACCUCUCGCUGGUUCAGAGCAACCGAGUCAAGCUCGUGAAACUCGGCGCCGUGUCGACUCUGCUCACGAUGGUGGUGACGAGGAUUGGUGACAUGGCGGGGCGUGUAAUGCUCGUGCUGUGCAAUUUAGCGGCGUGCGCCGAGGGGAGGUCGGCGAUGCUGGACGCCAACGCGGUGGAGAUCCUUGUGGGGAUGUUGAGGGGUGAGUCGGAAUCUGAGUCGACUCGGGAGAACUGUGUGGCCGCGUUGUACUCACUGAGUCAUGGUAGCUUUAGGUUUAAGGGGCUAGCGAAGGCAGCGAGGAUGGAGGAGGUGUUGCGGGAGGUGGAGAAGAGAGGGAGCGACCGGGCGAGGGAGAAGGCCAAGAAGAUGCUGUUGAUGUUGAGAGGGCGGGAUGAGGAGGAGGGAGCGGCAGAGGAGGUGGAUUGGGAGGCGCUGUUGGAGGGAGGAUCGAGUCGAACUCGGUACCGAGUUGGGAGUAGUAUGUGUGGUGCAAAUUCUACUGAGUUUUGAUUUUUUAAAAUUUUUUUGGGUAUUGUUUUGUCAUUUUGUGUAUAUAUGGGAGUGUAAAUUGUAAUUAGACAUGCUUUAUUUUUAGUUGUUAGCUUUUUUUUCUUUAAUUUUGGUGGUCCUUAGGGCUUAGGGUUAAUGUUAAUUAUUGUCAGCUAAGCAUGUUUUAAGACGAUAAUAAUAUUUGUGUAAACACACUACUGAUUUUUAUAAGAGACGUUUUUUCGAAGAGUGACUUGGACAUCU
Camellia sinensis is the source of this 2153-nucleotide messenger RNA. Its product is annotated as U-box domain-containing protein 38. Lineage: Eukaryota; Viridiplantae; Streptophyta; Magnoliopsida; Ericales; Theaceae. Gene Ontology annotation, biological process: protein ubiquitination. Gene Ontology annotation, molecular function: protein binding; ubiquitin-protein transferase activity. The record is from RefSeq and is a predicted model, not a curated record.